CCCACGUCUGAUAAGGGCAAAUAAGCAAAUAACUCGCCACAGACUUGUUGUCUGUCUCCCCUUGGUUCUCGGCGGCUCAAGCAGCGACAGACUCAUCAUCGAGUUGUCAUCGAUUCCUCGUGGAGGUCUUGCUCGCGGCGGAGGUAUAUAUUUAUAUAUCUCAGGUGAAUUCAGACAUGGCAGAUGCCCUAUUUGUAGUUCUUAGUAAACUUGCUGAUUCCUUGGGAGAACAGACACUAGAGAGGAUUAGCACAAAGCUGAUUGAAGUAGCACCAGUUUUGACAGAUUUUGAGCAUAGCAUGAAGCAAAUCGAGGCUGAGCUAUUGAUUCUUCAGGCUUUUAUUGCACAGGUUGGGACAAAAGUCGGUGAUAAGGCAUUUGAUGCCUGGCUGGACCAAGUGAGAGAUGUUGCCCAUGAGGUAGAAGACAUCAUUGAUGAGUAUGCUUACCUUGAGGUUCAAGCCGUGGAUACUGGCAGCUUCUUUAAGAGGAAGUUCCUUCAGAUAAAAAAGUUCGCUGCAUGGCAGAAGUUUCAUAGCCAGAUCAGUCAUGUAGAAGCUCGAAUUCAGAGGCUAGGUGAAAUUAGGAAUCGAUAUGGCAUCUUGUCAGGUGAAAUAGACAGGAGUAAGAAAUUGAGGAGCCCCAAUCGGCUCUUUAUGUCAGAUUCUUCUUACUUAACUGAUAACUCUGAAAUAGUGGGGCAUGUUGAUGAAAUUGGAAGAUUGACACAGUGGUUACUUGAGUACAAACAAGAGCGAACUCUUAUUGCCGUUUUUGGUAUGGGAGGUUCAGGAAAAACUACUAUUGCAAGCAGUGCAUACAAGAGUCAAAAGAUCACAAGGACUUUCAAUUGUCAUGCAUGGGUUACUGUAUCUCAGACUUACCAAGUUGAAGAACUACUAAGAGAAAUCAUAAAUCAGCUAAUAGAUCAGAGAGCAAGCAUGUCAAGUGGGUUUAUGACUAUGAGCGGCUUGAGGCUAGUUGAGGUAAUACAAAGCUAUUUGCAAGAUAAAAAAUAUUUCAUUGUCUUGGAUGAUGUAUGGGAUAAAGAUGCAUGGCUAUUUCUAAACUAUGCAUUUGUCAGAAACAAUUGUGGAAGCAAAGUGCUGAUAACUACUCGGAGAAAGGACGUAUCUAGCUUGGCAGUUGAUCAGUAUACAAUUGAGCUUAAAACUCUUCAAUAUGCUGAAUCCUGGGAACUUUUCUGUAAAAAGGCAUUUCGUGCAUCAAAGGAUAACCAAUGUCCUGAGAACCUUAGGUUUUGUGCAGAGAAAAUUGUUGCUAGGUGUCAGGGAUUGCCCCUGGCUAUUGUAACCAUUGGAAGUGUUCUAUCAUACCAUGAAUUCGAAGAGCAGGGAUGGGAAUCUUUCUACAGCCAACUUAGCUGGCAGUUAGCUAACAAUCCGGAGCUGAAUUGGAUAUCUAAUGUUCUGAAUAUGAGCUUGAAUGAUCUCCCGAGUUAUCUGAGGAACUGCUUUCUGUACUGCAGUCUUUAUCCUGAAGAUUACAAGAUUAAAAGAAAAGUGAUUUCCAAGCUAUGGAUAGCAGAAGGUUUAGUGGAAGAUAGAGAAGAUGGAACAACAAUGGAGGAGGUUGCCAAUUAUUACCUUGUGGAGCUCACUCAGCGUUGUCUUCUUCGAGUCACAGAAAGUAAUGCAUGUGGAAGGCCGAGAGCUUUUGUUAUGCAUGAUCUUGUGCGAGAGUUAACCUCCAACAUUGCUAAAAAGGAGAAGUUUGGUAUUGCAUAUGGCGAUGCUAGUACAACCCAAGUUCCCCCUGAAGUUCGCCGCUUAUGCAUACAAAGAGAAGUGCCUGGCGUGGUCACAGAAUUGUAUAACUUGCGCUAUAUUGAUUUUUCAUACACAAAAGUGAAGACAAUACCAGCAUCAUUCAGAAAACUUGUCAACCUACAAGUUUUGGAUCUCAGAUUCACCUACGUAGAGGAGUUGCCACUGGAAAUAACUACGCUAACUAACUUGCGUCAUCUACAUGUGUUUGCAGUCCAUGAUUUUCAACAAAGAUCAUUGAAUUGUUUAGGCGCAACAAAAAUUCCUGUUAACAUUUGUCAUCUAAAGAAUCUGCAAGCUAUACAGAUCGUUUUGGCCAACAAAGAUUUGGUUUCACAACUUGGGAACUUGAAAUUAAUGAGAAGUUUGGCUAUAGCGGAAGUGCGGCAAAGCUACAUUGCAGAAUUAUGGAAGUCCCUGACAAAGAUGCCUAACCUGAAUAGGUUGGCUAUUUCAACAUGCAACAUGGAGGAGAUUCUUGAUUUUAAAAUGCUAAAGCCCUUAUCAAAUCUGGUUUUCUUCAAGCUUGCAGGAAAGUUGGAGUCAGGCGUGCUUCCUUUGAUGUUGUAUUAUUUUGAGAAGUUAACAUGGUUACAAUUAGACUGGUCCGGUCUAAAGAAGGACCCUAUGAGCUCCUUAUCUCACAUGUCGAACCUUGUUCAUCUGUUCAUGUGCGGGUCAUAUUGUGGGGAACAGCUAACUUUUUGUUCAGGAUGGUUCCCCAAGCUCAAUUAUCUGCAAUUAUCUAAAAUGGAGAAUCUGAAUUGGAUUGAGAUAGAGGAUGGAACAAUGAUGUGUCUAAAUAAUUUGUACUUAGUUGAUUUAGGGAAUCUAAAGGCUGUGCCCUAUGGCAUCAAGUACAUCAGGACACUGCACCAGAUGCAUCUGACAGAUAUGUCAAAGGAGUUUCUAGGAAGUCUGCAAGGAAGCGCGAGUCCCGUUGUUCAACAUAUAUGCAACAUCCAUAUUUUUGAAUCCUCUGAUUCUGAAGCAGUAAAUAAAUUCUUCUUUGAGCCAUACCUUGCCACCAAGUUCGGCCCUGGUGCAACUAAGCAUGCCCCUACUUACCUGGGAUCAUCUGGCAUCUGACAGUCGGUGAGAAUUCUUCUUCAAUGAACCAGCCGCGCAAUAUGCUGUUCAUCUUGGUGCCGGAACUUGAGACGGAACUGAUUGUUCGUGUUGUGCCUCGUUUAUGGCUUUUGAACCUAGCUAGUGGCCUGCUAUGGACUUCCUCCACACAGGUGUUGCUUAAUGGAUCUCCAGGGCAGCAUAUAUCUCAUCGGCGUGGGCUCAGACAAGAUGACCCACUUUCCCCAAUGUUAUUCAUUUUGGUGAUGGACGUUCUGGGCUUUCUUAUUACCAAGGCUGAGAAUGAAGGGUUGCUUCGGCCCCUUGCUACAAGAACUCUCCAUCACAGAUUCUCUAUUUAUGUUGAUGAUGUGGUUAUAUUUAUCCAACCAACAGUCGGGGAUAUCAGGACUGUACUGGACAUUCUUCAUAUCUUUGGGGAGGCUUCCAGGUUGCGAACUAAUAUCCAGAAAAGCAAUGUAUGCCCAAUUAGAUGCGGGGAACAAGACUUGACCUUACUGCAAAGCUUGCUGCCUUGUGAGAUCUCACAAUUUCCCUGCAAAUACUUGGGUCUACUUCUUGCCAUCAAGAAACUUACCAAGGACCAAGUACAAACGAUUAUUGAUAAAAUUGCCAACCAACUAUCGGGGUGGAAAUCUGAUUUGAUGACUAAGGCUGGAUGGAAGGUCCAUGUGCAGUUUGUCCUCACAGGGAUGGUCAUAUAUCUCGCAAUGGCUGUGGAUUUACCUCCUUGGGCUCUCAAAGCUAUUGACAAGAUCCGCCGAGGCUUUCUUUGGCGAUGGCGCAAAGAAGCGAGGGGGGGACACUGUCUUGUUGCUUGGGGAAAAGUUUGUCGGCCGCUUGAGCUUGGUGGGCUAGGGAUUUCCAAUCUCAUUGAUCUUGCUUGGGCACUUCGUAUGCGUUGGUUUUGGUUAGCAAAAACUGAUCCGGGACGGCCAUGGGCCUCCCUUGCUAUACAAGUUCCCAGCAAGGCUAAAGUUUUCUUCUCGGUGGCUAUGCAAACUGAAAUUGGUAAUGGAGCCUCUACUCUUUUUUGGUCUGACCGUUGGUUGAUGGGACACAGGGUCAUGGACAUUGCCCCAAGAUUACUCCAGAAUGUUCCUAAAAGGAGGGUUAAUAAGAGGACUGUUUUGGAUGCUCUCACUAAUCAGACUUGGAUUUCAGACAUACAAGGAGCUCUUGCUGUUGGGGUUAUUUCUGAAUACCUUGCUCUAUGGGAUAUUGUCACCUCGGUUCAGCUUAGACGCGAAGUGAAUGACACUCACUUCUUUCGUCUCGCCGCCAAUGGGAAGUAUUCAACAAAGGCAGUCUAUGAGGGUUUUUUUCCUUGGGUCGACGAUUUUUGAACCGUACCACAUAAUUUGGAAAACCCGGGCUCCUCCAAAGGCCAAGUUCUUCAUGUGGCUGGUCGCGACGGCUUUGGACAGCUAACAGGUUGGAAAAGAGAGGCAUGGAUCACCCUACGAGCUGCCCUUUGUCAGGAGCAGGCCAUUUGCUGAUUGGGUGUGUGUUCGCCCGAGAUUUCUGGUUUAAACUACUAUCUCAAGUUAAUCUCCAAAACAUGGCCUCUCAGCUUGUUGAUGCAUCUUUUAUGGGCUGGUGGAGAUGGCUGGGCAAUCAGAUACAUGGAGUCAGUGGCAGGGGAAGCAGUAAACUCCCUGGUAAUUUCAGGAGCUUGGACAAUAUGGAAACGUCGGAAUAGCUGUGUCUUCGACAGAAACAGACCUAAUGUGGCUCUUGCUGUCAGAAUGGCGAUCAAGAGCGAGAGAAGCGGGAGCUGACUGGGGCAAGAAAACUAUCCUUGCUGACUAGUCACAUCCCGGGUCUGUAGGAAUUUGUAGUUUUGGGUGCUUUAUUCAUGGAUGAGUAUCAGUAUGUCUGUAUUUGGCCCCCUGUGAGGUGGCUGUUUUGUAUUAUCUCUGUUUUUUUCUUCUUAAUGGAAUGAAACACAACUCUCCUGCGUUUUUUAGAAAAAAAAAACAAUUUGCAGCCACCAACAAUGCUGGAUUCAGGAAACAUCCGCCAUCUGUCUGCAUGGCGGCUGAAGCAUGGGUCUUGCUUGAAGAUUCCGUGUUUGCUGAAAACGGCCAGCAGGAAAACAGUAGACGUUUGGUUGAACAGGGUGCCACUGCCAGAGAUUUGAGAUAGGAGAGUGGCAGUGGUUUUGCUUGAGCUCCGUGUCACCUGAAAUACUUUGUUGUAGCAAGGCCUGUAGGAGAAUUUCUCAUUGUACCAUCGCUAGACUUGGUCAGUCUGUACUUUAUACGGUUAGUCGCAUGUAAACUGUGAGUUUACCAAAAAAGAAUUACCAGACCCUCACUACUAUAUAAAACACCAUUUUUCAUUGGUUCUACGGUUUUACUGUCGUUAUGCAUCACUCUUCCCGUUUAAUG
This is a messenger RNA of Zea mays, 5269 nucleotides long. RefSeq names its product disease resistance protein RPM1. NCBI's taxonomy places the organism in Eukaryota, Viridiplantae, Streptophyta, Magnoliopsida, Poales, Poaceae. The transcript has 4 exons. Bases 177 to 2876 code for a protein of 899 amino acids. The record is from RefSeq and is a predicted model, not a curated record. Gene Ontology annotation, molecular function: ADP binding. Gene Ontology annotation, biological process: defense response to other organism.